Molecule: messenger RNA, 890 nt
Organism: Solanum dulcamara
Lineage: Eukaryota; Viridiplantae; Streptophyta; Magnoliopsida; Solanales; Solanaceae
Product: sterol carrier protein 2
Exons: 4
Coding region: 299-676 (125 amino acids)
Cellular component (GO): cytosol
Source: RefSeq, a predicted model, not a curated record
CAAAUUCUUUGGUACUACGUCAUCCUAUCUCGCACAUUGAAUUGCGUGUCUAUCCCAAAUCAAGUAAUCAUCCGCCACCUACUACCUCUCUUGCAGUUAUUACUCGUCUUCUUCGUUGGUAACCAAAACUGCAAUCUUUAUUUUUAUCUUUCUUCCACCGAAUUCCAAGUUUUCAUCUCCCAUUAAUGCUCUACUGGCUACUUUCUUUCUCUAUAUAUAGUAGGAAUUACUCUUCAUAAUUCUCUAUUCCUGUUUUACCCUUUGAGUUUACUUUUUCGCAUCAGUAUAAGAAUCAGCCAUGGCGGAAAGUUCCACUCAGCUCAAAUCAGAUGCUAUAUUCGAUCAAAUGAAACUUCAUUUUUCUACUGAUGCUGGCAAGGCACUCGUUAAGAAAAUUGGUCUUGUUUACCAAAUCAACAUCGCACCUAAGAAAAUUGGAUUCAAUGAGAAGGUGUAUGUUGUUGAUUUGAAGAAAGGAGAAACAAGGGAAGGGCCAUAUGAGGAUGGGAAGCCUGAUGCAACCUUUUCAUUUACUGAUGCUGAUUUUGUGAAGAUCGCCACCGGAAAAAUGAACCCUCAAAUUGCCUUUAUGAGGGGUGCAAUGAAGAUUAAGGGCAGCAUAAGCGCAGCGCAGAAAUUCACACCUGAUAUUUUCCCAAAGCCCUCAAAGAUGUGAACGAAUUUUCUAAAAUGUCAGUAGAAAGACUUCUUUUUAGGUUUUCUUCUCUGGAGUCACAAAAUCAGAUAAUACGAUAAGAAAAUUAAGGAGGAUUUAAAUUUAUCUGUCUGUUCUUGGGUAUAAUUCUGUGUUCCUUUAUGAUGUAGUAGUGAAAUUCUGGGCUUAUAUUAAAGGAACUGAAAUAUAAAUGCUCACAUUUUACGCCGUAUAA